AAUAAACAGAGGGGGAGGGCGACGGAGCGAAGGAAGGAGAGACAUGCCACAGACACUUGAUUACUCAUUCACAUGAGGCAAGAGCAGACCCUCCACUACUGAUCACCCCCAGGAUGAACCACAGACCACUGCCAACUGUUCGCAACAGUCGGCCCACAGGUGACACCGACAGCCCCAAGACCAGCAGGAGCCGCGAUAACCUGCUGAUGUAUGAUGAUUUUGGGGAGGAAUACUGUUGUCCAGGAAGAUGUCUUGGCCACAGCAGCUCUGAGAGACAGCUCAUAGCUCGUCUUAGUGCUGCUAAACGACGCCAGGCUCUGCGAGGUCCUGCCUACAUGUUCUCUGCUCCCUCAGUGAGUCUGUCAGAGGCUGAGCAACGAUUCCUGGAAUCAGCUGAGUACGGCAACAUACCCGAGGUGCGCCGCAUGCUACUCCAUGUGCCCAACCUGAAUGUCAACGCUGUGGACUACAUGGGCCAAAAUGCACUGCAGCUGGCUGUGGCCAACGAACACCUUGAGGUCACGGAGCUCCUCUUGGGGAGAGCCGAUUUGGCCAGAGUGGGGGAUGCCCUCCUCUUAGCCAUCAGUAAAGGUUACGUUCGCAUCACAGAGGCCCUGCUCAGUCACCCUUCUUUUAGGGGCGCUCAUCGUCUGACAGCAAGCCCGUCUCAAGCAGACAUGUUGGAUGAUUUCUAUGCUUAUGAUGAAGAUGGAACAAGGUUUUCCCAUGAUGUGACUCCAGUGAUACUUGCAGCACACUGCCAGGAAUAUGAGAUAGUUCACACCCUCCUGAGUAAAGGGGCCCGCAUCGAUACUCCUCAUGACUACUUCUGCAGCUGCGACUCCUGCAACUACCAGCAGCAGUUUGACUCGUUUAGUCACUCACGCUCAAGGAUUAAUGCCUACAGGGGACUCGCCAGCCCUGCUUACCUCUCCCUGUCUAAUGAAGAUCCAGUGCUGGCAGCCCUGGAGCUCAGCAAUGAACUUGCCAUGCUGGCUGACAUUGAGAAAGAAUUUAAGAACGACUACAGCCGUCUGUCCAGUCAGUGUAAGGAUUAUGUGGUGGGUCUGCUGGAUCUGUGUCGCAGCACAGAGGAAGUGGAGGCCAUACUGAAUGGAGAAACAGCUUCUGAAGACAGCUGUGAAGUACCAGGUCGCCCUUCCCUCACAAGGCUCAAAUUAGCCAUCAAAUAUGAACUAAAAAAGUUUGUGGCUCAUCCCAACUGCCAGCAGCAGCUGCUGAGUAUCUGGUACGAGAACCUGCCUGGCCUGAGACAACAAACCACUGCCGUCAAACUACUGGUGGUGCUGGCUGUGGCUUUAGGACUGCCUGGACUGGCCAUGGCUUACUGGAUUGCUCCAUGCAGCAGAGUUGGAAAGGUGAUGCGCAGCCCCUUCAUGAAGUUUGUGGCCCAUGCAUCUUCCUUCACAGUUUUCCUGGGUCUUCUCAUUCUCAAUGCUGCUGACCGUUUUGCUGGCACCACCAUGUUGCCAAACAUGACCCAUCAUCAACAGCCUGGAGGUCCACAGCUCAAAUCUGACCCUCUGCUCCUCUACCGCAAGACCACCACACCUUUCACCUGGAUGGAGAUCUUAAUCAUUUCAUGGGUUAUAGGUAUGAUUUGGGCUGAAGUGAAGGAGAUCUGGAGUCAGGGACCAGGAGAGUAUCUGGUUGAACUGUGGAAUCUCCUGGACUUUGGAAUGUUGGCGAUCUUUCUCGCCUCCUUCAGUUGCCGAUUCUCUGCUAUGAGACAUACGGACUUAGCUCAGAGCUAUGUAUACAAACACUGUAAAACACUAGUCAGACUUCCCCCAGAGAUACACUACUUCACUCUGGCCCGUAUCUACUGGAUGCCGUCAGAUCCCCAGCUUGUGUCAGAGGGCCUUUACGCAGUUGCAGUGGUGUUGAGCUUCUCGCGGAUUGCUUACAUCCUCCCAGCCAACGAGAGCUUUGGUCCACUUCAGAUCUCUUUAGGCAGGACCGUCAAAGACAUCUUCAAGUUCAUGGUCAUCUUCCUCCUAGUCUUUCUGGCGUUCAUGAUCGGCAUGUUCAACCUUUACUCUUAUUAUCUGGGGGCAAAGCAGAAUGACGCCUUUACCACACUGGAGGAGAGCUUCAAGACUUUAUUCUGGGCUAUAUUUGGACUGUCUGAGGUCAAGUCUGUUGUGAUCAACAAUGGACACAAAUUCAUAGAGAACAUUGGUUAUGUGCUGUACGGGGUUUACAACGUUACCAUGGUGAUAGUGCUUCUCAACAUGCUCAUUGCCAUGAUUAACAGCUCUUUUCAGGAGAUUGAGGAUGAUGCUGAUGUUGAAUGGAAGUUUGCUCGGGCAAAACUUUGGUUCUCCUACUUUGAGGAGGGAAGGACACUUCCUGUGCCUUUUAACCUGGUGCCCAGUCCAAAAUCUAUACUGGGACUGGCCACGGCUAUCAAAUCCCAGCUCCAGCAUUUUAUGGAAAGACACCGUGAGAAGAGAAAUGACAUGCAACUCAAACAGCUUGGGGAGAACAACAUUUCAGAAUACGGAGGUUCUGCCAGUACAACACGAUAUCAGAAGAUCAUGAAGCGUCUGAUCAAGCGUUACAUCAUCAAAGCUCAAGCAGACAAAGACAGUGACGAGAUCACUGAAGGUGAGUUGAAAGAGAUCAAGCAGGACAUCUCUAGUCUGCGAUAUGAGCUGUUGGAGGAGAAAUCACAGAAUAUGGAGACACUUGAUGUCCUGCUGAGGAGGCUGGGAGAGAUCAGUUUACCUUCAUCAUAGCGCUGACUGCUGAAUCGACAUUGUCUUAAAACUGUACAGUACAAAGGGUUUUGUCUGCUCGCCAUUGUGCAGACAUGUCAGUACAAAAAAAACAAAAAAAAAAAAAACACUGUGAUGAUAAAGUAAGAAUAAAUUUAUGUUGAUAGAGAAUUAAAAAUGAGUUGGCUCAUCAUACAGUUUUGGAUUUGGUGCAAAACAUCAUAUGGAUAAUGUCUGAUGAUGAGAAAAGCAUUUAACAGGUACAAUUGUGGGACCAUUUUAAUGAACAGAUCAAUAAGACAAAUAUUUUCCAGUUUCUCUGUCCUGCAAAUAAAAGUACAUACUAGUGUGUAUUUUGCAACGUACACUGUUUAUGAUUCUUUGUUUUUAAUGACUUAAUGACAGAAAAUUCAAUGACUGUGACUCAUGAGCUCAUGAUUGGUUUAUU
This is a messenger RNA of Melanotaenia boesemani (Boeseman's rainbowfish), 3189 nucleotides long. It is a transcript of the gene trpc6a, whose product is annotated as transient receptor potential cation channel, subfamily C, member 6a. The transcript is spliced from 14 exons. NCBI's taxonomy places the organism in Eukaryota, Metazoa, Chordata, Actinopteri, Atheriniformes, Melanotaeniidae. Gene Ontology annotation, cellular component: membrane; cation channel complex. Gene Ontology annotation, molecular function: inositol 1,4,5 trisphosphate binding; protein binding; store-operated calcium channel activity. Gene Ontology annotation, biological process: manganese ion transport; calcium ion transmembrane transport; regulation of cytosolic calcium ion concentration. Bases 114 to 2762 code for a protein of 882 amino acids. The record is from RefSeq and is a predicted model, not a curated record.